UCUCUACCAGAGGAAGAUCAUUUUGAGUGCUUCAACGGCAGCAACCUCAGAGCUGCAUGUUAAUCAGUUACCAUAAGUGUGUCAUAGUGUGUAUAGUGCUGGGCAGAGUUUCUGCCACUUCUAUUUUUUUUAUAUAUAUAUUUUUUUUUGUAUACUUUAUUGUGACCUGUGGGGCAGAUGAUGUACGAGUUCUGUUUGUAGUGUUUGGCUGCUGUGAGGAUAGUGUAGAGAUGGAAGAAGAUCUAGUGCCAAGCAAGGAUUCUUCUCAAGCCACUGAAGUGAAGAAGGUGCAUCCUAGAUCUGAACCCAAACGAUACAGUGAGAUCUUCAGGGAUUUUGAUAAUCUUGACUUGUCGUUAAUCACCUCAGAUGGAGAGGAUCUGCUGUCAGAAAUUGACUCCCAGUCCAUAUCUGACUCCAUCUCAGAGGAUGUAGCAGGACACACAGAGCAACACGAUGUGUCUUGUGAAGAUUCGUUUUGCACACCAGUACGUGCCGAUGCCAAUGAAGUGGAUGGAAAUCACGCAGCCCAGGAAGCAGACCUGACCCUCUGCCGCUGUGAGGAUGGAGUGGAGACGGCAUUGCAAUACGCCAAGAUGUGGUGCCGAUAUGCCAAAGACCUUCUUGCCUGGAUGGAAAAGAGAAUCAGCCUUGAACAAGAAUUUGCAAAAAAUGUAGUGAAGACAGCGGAAGCAGCAAAGGCCAAUGUGACGCAGCAGGAGAUGAUGCCUCUGCAGUACAUCUACACCAUGGCACUAGAGCAAGACAUCAAAAACAGUAUGACCUCUAAAAGGACUUCUGAACUGAUACAGAGCCGCUGUUACCAGGCCUUAGCUGCCAAGAGGAAUGAAAUCGACAAGUGGCGCAGAGAGUUUAAAGAGCAGUGGGCAAAAACUCAGCGGAGGAUGAACGAAUCAGUGACAGCCUUUAAAAAGGCCAGGCAGCAGUACUACCAGCGGUGUGAUGAGCUUGAGAAGGCAAAAGCCAUCUCUGCUAAAGUGGUGGAUGACACAACUGGAAUGAAAACACUUGAUAAGAGGAGAAAGUCCAAGGAUGAAGCCCAGACGAAGGUGUCAGAGGCAGAAGUUCUGUACAGACAGUGUGUAAAUGAUGCCAAAAGUCACCAGGGAGAGUUGGUGAAGGUCAAAGAAAGAAUUAUUUCUCACAUUCGCAAGCUCAUCUGUCAAGGAGACACGGUGCUAAAAGAGGCCACGGUCAACAUGUUCUUCUUCCAGCGCCAGCAGAUGGAGUCUGUUCCCCUAGGAUAUCACAACCUGGAAGUGACAUGCAGAUCCCUGGAGCCCGGCGAGCCCUAUCUGCUUUACAUCCUCAGCAGACGCCGCCCUGAGCAGACUCUCCAGAACUUUACCUUCCAGGAGUACAUCCCUCAUGCCAAAGGCAACAAACGAAAAACCAGCAGCACUCACAGCUCACAGCAGGAUUCUUCACUUUUGACCGAUGAUAGUCCUUACCGUCGAUCCAGUGAUGGCAGGAGAACUGGUCACAGUGACAGCGAGAGCAUGGGAGGCAGUUUGGAAUCUCUGUCCAGCCCUGCUCACGCUAAUAGAAGGCUGCCCAAAACCGGAUCCACGUUGACAGUGUGUUCAGACGACCUGGACGACCGGGAUGUGUCAGAAUCAGAGUUCAUCGAAGGCCAGCCAGUCAAAGUGCGCACAUUUUCUCGAGCUGCACUAACACACCGACUCAAGAAAAUGAAGAGCAAAAUGGUCAAAUGCAAGCAGUGUGACAAUUACAUCGUGGUCAGUGGGGUUGAGUGUGAGGAGUGUGGGCUGGCUUUGCACAGGAAGUGCAUGGAGGUGUGCCAGCUUGAGUGUGAACACGGUAAGGGGACAGUGUUCGGAGUGGAUCUCUCUCUGCUGCCACGUGACAGGCCGGACGAAGUGCCCUUUGUGGUGCAGCGCUGCACAUCUGAGAUAGAAAGCCGUGCGCUCUCUGUCCAGGGGGUGUAUCGCGUGAGUGGGUCCAAGCCACGCAUUCAGAAGAUCUGUCAGGCCUUUGAGAUGCAGAAGGAGGUGGAUCUCACUGAUCUCUCGCCGCAUGACAUUACAUCUAUCCUUAAGCAUUUCUUCAAGGAGCUCCCAGAGCCAUUACUUACCUUUGACCUGUACAACGAUUUUAUCACGGUGGGAAAGACCAUUCAGCACCUGAGUGAGAGCGAGCCAUCACCAGACACUAACGAGGUUGUGGACAUCAUUCACAACCUGCAAAAGAUACUAAAGAAACUCCCUCCAUAUUGCUACACCACUUUGCAGCAUGUUAUAUCCCACCUGCAAAAAAUUGCAGAGAACUGCGAGAACAAGAUGUCCCCUAGCAAUUUGGGUAUUGUGUUUGGGCCAACGCUAUUGCGCCCUCUAGUGUCUACAGACAUGUCCAUGAUAGCCUUGUUGGAGACCAGCUACCAGGCUUUACUUAUCGAGUUCCUCAUCACGCACCAUGACAAGGUUUUUGGCGUGAAGAAGAGACCCAGUACACCCCCUCCCCCACCACCCACUGCGCCUCUUCCAGAGACCCCUCCCAGAGCUUCCUGUCCCCAAGAUGGGGUAGUUUACGCAGCCUUGGAACAUGAAGCUUCCUCCAGAGAGCGCCCACGCUCUCUAGAAAGUCGAGCAAUCAAGAGAGACUCAAGCGAGGGUUAUAUAUCUGACAAGUCUUCAUCCAAUGAGGCAGUGGACCAGCUCAGCCCUGAAGCCAAUAAGAGAGCAGUCCUGGCUAUGAGAGGGACGUCAAAUGAUCCUCAGGUUGAGUCGGCUUGGCAACCUACCUCCGAUGGAACCCAGCCACACUAUCGCUUCACCAGACAGCCAGUGAAGUAUUAUCGGCAUCAUAAUCCUGGAACCCGAGUCUUAAACCCAAGUCAUGCUGCCAGACAGCCUGUAGCUUCAACGAGGGGCCAUACCCGGAGUGCAGACAGCAGUGGCAGCUCCUCUCCAGAGCCAGGGACACAGAGACUUUCCCAAAACUUAGAUGUCCACUAUGAAAACAGUUGCCGGCCACACCAGGUCGGCACUGCUUCAGACCAUGUAGGGGAUGUCCCAGUAAGGCCCCGUGAGGUUGUGCAGUACAUGCUGGGACUAGACUCAGCAUAUACAUCACUGGUAACAGUAACAUCAAGUACACACCGACAAUUAAACCAAGAGGAAGCAGCAGGGUACCAGCCUGACCAGAACGUAAAUAACCAACUGCAUGAUAAUCAACAAUCUGGUUCUGGACAUAGUCAUUCUGUGUGUCAGUCACCAAAGACAAUGGCUUCUGAUCACAGCCUGAUAUCACCAGCUCAAAAGAUCCUGUCUGGCCUGAAGCUGAGGCGCAGCCACUCAGGGAAGGACGAGCAGCUAUUUGUCUGAGGAAAGAGAAAACUCUCUAGAAUGUUUACUGGAAUGCACUCAUUACACUCUGUAUAAACAACAGUUAGUAUUAUCUGCACUCACGAAGUUAUCAUAAAUAAAAUGCUCAAAUAUUUAAUGCAUAAAUGUCACCAAACUGUAAAAUGUUUCAAACUAACGAAGGAAACAUGGAUAGUACAUAGUACAGGCCUGGUGCUUACUUGGAUGCCAUAGCCCUAUUACCACUUGAUCCUCUUUUAGAUUUAGAUCUAUUGACCACCCAGCUAUCUAAUACCAAGACCAGACAAGGAAAGUUCAUGUAUUAAACUGCUUGUACAUUUUAACAAAACAAACAGGUGACAGGAGAAGGCUGGGAGAUAUAAACUAGCAAUUAACCUAAGUAUUAUAGUGUUCACAAAUAUCAAAAUUAAAAUUCCUGUUUGCAAAAUGCAUUGUCAUCAGGUGUUCAAGUGUUCUAUUUGUAAUGUAAAAUAGUUUGCAUUUGUUGUGUUUUGUGUGUGUGUGUGUUUUAUAUCCUCCAGAUGUAAAGUAUUGUAGAACAGAAAAAUGUACUUUUCAAUGAUGUCACAGUUAAAACGUCGUUUUCUUAGUUUAACGUACCUUUCCUGUUUUAACACAAGAGGGCGAUCUUCUAUCAGUGUGACAAAACAUGCAGACACAAUAGUAGAAUGGCAAUAAACAGUUUAUUUGUCA
Mugil cephalus (flathead mullet) is the source of this 4058-nucleotide messenger RNA. Its product is annotated as GEM interacting protein. The transcript is spliced from 21 exons. Gene Ontology annotation, biological process: signal transduction; activation of GTPase activity; negative regulation of GTPase activity. Lineage: Eukaryota; Metazoa; Chordata; Actinopteri; Mugiliformes; Mugilidae. The record is from RefSeq and is a predicted model, not a curated record. Gene Ontology annotation, molecular function: GTPase activator activity. Bases 57 to 3365 code for a protein of 1102 amino acids. Gene Ontology annotation, cellular component: plasma membrane.